Molecule: messenger RNA, 15518 nt
Organism: Xyrichtys novacula (pearly razorfish)
Lineage: Eukaryota; Metazoa; Chordata; Actinopteri; Labriformes; Labridae
Source: the annotation of a GenBank genome assembly
CACCCUGCCAGCUCUGAGCUCCAGAGAGGAGGCCGGACGGAAAACUUGGCAUGGAUGAGCUUUUGUUACCGAGUGGCGAGGAGGAGGCGCGAUCCGACCAGAGCUCAUACGCUCCGGGAGACGCAGGGAAGACGAUGGGGGACCGGCUGAAGGCUUUCUUCAACCUGACGAACGGGGAGCUGAAGAGGACCGUGAGGGAUUUCUGCAAGAAGAACGGGCUGCUCACACUCUCGGUCAUCGCCGUGCUGACCGGCUGCACGCUGGGCUUUAUGCUGAGGGGGACCCAGCUGUCCACACAGGUAGGCCCGCUCUCACCUGUCAGACACAGAGGUUUUCUAACGGCUACCUGCGUGAUCCUGUCCUGUAAAUCUAUCCAUAUACACCUGCCAGGACUUAAGAGUCCAGAACUCUCUUUAACUGGUCUGCAGUCACUUCACAGUUUUAAAGUCUGGAGGUCCUUUUAAUGGAUGAAAUCAACCCCUUCAAGUUAGGAUUAAAAUCUUUCAUCAGUGCUUCUUCACAUGGAUGUGUCCUCUCUGCGCUUUAAUUUUGACCAUAAAAAUGUGGAGAAUUAUCUUUCUGGGGCGGGGGGGGUUACAUCGGCUCAAUAUCAACACCUUUGAUUCUCCAUCAUUCCCCGAGACAGAAAAUAUCUGAUAUUCAGAAAGUCACUGUGUUCUCAGGAUUUCAGUAAAACAGCACUAACCGGCCCUCACUAAAUUAAACUCAGAGCUGUACAGACUUCUGCGGUUUCAGAGAGAGGAGAGUAAGAGUGACUUACUGUAGUACUCUCCCUGUCAUGUGACCUGGACUCUCCUGGGCUGAUACUCUCUGCACUUUGUUUACUAAACUCCUGACAGAACCACCGGACAAUACUCUGUGCAACAACCCACGUAACUCUGCAAUAUUAUCUGUGAUGUGCAAUACAACAAUUCAUACACCAUCAUUUAUUGUGUGCAAUAUGGAAAUAUUAAUACCUCAUUUAUCCCACCAACUUAUCCUCCACUUCCUACAUUCACACUCAGCACCUACUGCUUCUCUUAUACUUUAUUCACCUUUAAUACAUCUUCGUUUUUUUUGGUAUCCUUAUUAUUUUAUUGUACCUCUCAGUACUUAUUGUGUGUUUUAUCUGUACUCCUUUGAGUCGAGCGGUCCUCUCAUUCAGGGCGUUUCAUUGCAUUGUUGACCUUGUUUAACAUGAACAUGACAAAUAAACUAAUCCUGAAUCUUGAAGCAGAAGUACCCCUGAGACAUUUUCACAUUCAGAGAUCAUCUUAGAAAUAUUUCUACAUUUACUAAUCAGUGGAGAAAAUGCUGAACCUUCUGUUCUGUUUGACUGGAAACUAGCGCUUCAUUCUUUUCUAAAGGUACAAAGUCCAUAUGACAGCUCAGGGAUGAGGAGACGAGCACAAGCCCCUGAACAUGUAUAGAAAACCUGCUGAAAACAACAUGUAAAUGCCCACAUGUGGGACUUACAAGCUUCAAUUUCAAUAAUAUCCAGGGCUGACACUAACUUUGUUCACAUGUUCCUCAGUUGAAAAAGUAAGGAGCACACUAAGAACUUUGGGGGAACCAUAAUAAUUGAAGAAAAUGUUCGAAAUUUGCCUUUAAAUUUAACACAAACAUUUUUCGAGGACAAAUUAGGGAAACAAAGAGGUGUGUCUUAUUGAUCGGCCUAAGUACUAUUAUAAGAAAUCAAUUUGAGGUCUUUUGGUCACAUGACAGUGAAGCUAUUGAAGGAAAACAGCCUUUUCUGAGAACAUCAACCGGUAAUUUAUUGACGGUCCCUUAUUCAACACCGACGUUGACAGUGAGGGUGUCGAGUAGAUUUAACCGCGCUGCUGUUGUUAUUCCCGGUUAUGGAGAGUGAGAAGACACCGGUAGAUCCUCAGAGAAUGUCCGUCAGAUAUCCAACCUAAAACUAACUUCACCGCCGUAUUUACAGGAAAAUAUAUCCAACCUAAAACUAACUUCACUGCCGUAUUUCCAGGAAAAUAUAUCCAACCUAAAACUAACUUCACCGCCGUAUUUACAGGAAAAUAUAUCCAACCUGAAACUAACUUCACCUCAGUAAUUCAUUUAUCAACAGGUCUAACGUUAAAAAAAGUUAAUAAAUCACACAAAUCUAUUAUUAUUAUUAUUAUUCACAGUUUGGCUCGGCGGCCUGUUAACAGACUGUAAACUCACCAUGUUUAGUCCAAAUCUCUUCCACAUCAGAACCUGUCCGGAUUCUCCUCCUCCUCUUUUUUCGGGUUUUACUCCGUCUGUCUGUGAAAGUUCUGGGUCCUUUGGUCACCCUCGACCUCCCUCAGUCCUUCAGUCCUCUCCUCUCCUCCUCCUCGAUCCUCCUGCUCUAAGCUAGCUGCUGAUGUCGCGGUUCCCGCCUCUUUCUCCGGUUGUUGUACCGGGUUAACUGAUGUCAGGAUACCCGCCUGUCGGUGGUCCUGUUACCGCUGUAUCUGGCUCCUGCUGGCGGUAGACCUAACCAGCCUCCUUCCCCGGUACCAGCCUCCUGCCCCGGCUCGGUUAGCUGUCGGUGAACCCGGUUAGCUGUAGCGGCGCGAGCCUCCUGCUGUAGCCGGUUUAGACCGGUACCAUGACCGCUGCAGCUGCUGCCCUCACCGCCGCCUGUGGAGGUUUUUCUGACUCGUUUGAAAGUCUCAUUAAACUCUCCCUUCUUGACAGUAAAAUUAACUCUCUCUUUCUGACAUGUUUAAGUUAAAAUGGUCACCGUUCCUCCUCUCUGUUUGCUCCUCAGCUGUGCCGAAUUUCAAAAGGUUUUUUUUCGGUGUCAGGGGGCGUGGUCUGUGUGCUGCGUUCGCGUUACCUCGGAAGUCAGAAGUCGGCGCUGAAAAUGACGUCACACCCGAGUUACCAACGUAAAGUUAUUUUAGCGCUUGCUUUAUAUCUGGACAAGGCAAGCGCUUAAAUAACCUUUAUAGAUGUAGCCAUCUUGUUUCAGGCCUCCGAUUUCGCUUUAGUCCGACGUUGUAACUGAAACGCUGGUAACUCGGGUGUGACGUCAUUUUCAGCUCCGACUUCUGAGGUAACGCGAACGCUUUUUAGUGCGUUCUGCAACAGAUCUGCGAUGCUUUUCAAUGGUGUCAAAUCUUAAUAAACAAAAUGAAAUUAUUUAAAUUAUUUUAAACAUUUUUAUAUAGGUUUUUUUUUUAUUUUUUAUGAGAGGUUCUGGAUCUGCCCAAAUAAGUACCAGAACACAGGGAGGCCAAAAUUAAGAGGUUCCGGAUCUUGUCCCGGCUCAACUGAACCCCUGCUAGAAACAGUUUUAGAGGGAAAAAAAAUCCAAAAGUGGAGAUUAAAAAAAAAUAACAACUCAGAUUUAUAAAUAUUCAAUCAGGAGUAAAGCACAGUAUUUAACAGUAAUUCACAGUAUUUUACGGUGGCUACAGUAUAUUACUGGGUCUUUUGUUCUUCAUCAGAAGACGUUAACUGUUGUGUUUUGAUGGUUUCUUACAUGAAAAAAGGAACUUUUGAUACUCCUCAUUGGAGUUUUUGAAACCACCUCCCCUCCUGUUGCUCUCUGAACUAAAAUACUCGGCUCCUGUGAACUCCACCGGCCCUCACAGAGUUUGUUUGCAGACAGUCAUGGACUGCUGAGCUGUGUCAGUGCUGCUGAAUCCACUGAGUCUAAUAACGCUCAGUCAUCAGUUUUUACAGCGUGAGUUUGCGCUCAUCCUCAUGUCUCCUCGUAGUCACUGUCAGUCACAUCAGCCACGCCCCACAUGAUGCUCAGUUAAUAAUCAAACCUAAUUGAUUCAUUCAGCAGCAGAACGUGGAAUUUGGUGUACAUGUAAACAUGACAGUCUGACUCCUGACUCAGUAACAUGGAUGUGAUCACUGCAGCAUCAGAACCCCGCCAACAGACCGCUUUACUGAGAAUCACUGACAGGUCUGUUCUGAGGUUCUAAGGUUCUCACCUGGUCCUCCUCCUGGUGUUUCUCACCUUUAAAUUGACCCACUAAUUCUGUGCAGGUCAGAGGAACACGCUGUUCUGGUAGAAAACAGCGUCAGUGAGCAUUACCGACACAGAGGGAGACUGCAGCCCGGCCAACUCCACCGUCAAUAAUCCUUCCAUUCAAUUAAUGGCUGUCAGCCUCUUACAGAGUUCCUCCUGGUCGGGUCGGGUCCAUUGUGUCUGCUCUGCUGGGCUCAGGCCCUCUGUGGUUAUUCUGGGAACAUUUGAGAAAGUCAACAAACUUAAACAGACACUUUUAGAGCGGACCUAAAUAAACCACUUAAGGAUUUAGGUGUAAAGGCACAGAAAAUACUGAACGAGCAAAAAAAGGCCGAGUCUUUACAUUUUAAAUCAGUCAAAGUCUGAGGACCACACUAAAAUACUCUAAAAUACUUUGAUACCGGAGCAUCAGAUGGAGCGGACUCUAAAUUCAGUUCAGCAGAAACAUUCAAACCACAAAAGAGCGAGCUGAUCACGUGUCAAUGAUGUCAAACCCUGAGAUAAAGUAUCACUGCAGCUAUCUGAUAAACAGGUGUUGUAGUCGGGAUCUGAGUUAGUUCCAGUUUUAGGAGAAAUCUUGUAUGUAAACUCUACCCCUCCCAACCUCCCUCUCUGCUCCAGCAAGCCCCGCCCACAAACAGACGCUCCUGCUCGCUCGUAUCGUUCCGAUUAAAUUCAGAUAUAAUGCAGAUAAAUACUUCAGAUAAUUACAAAUGGGGCCCAGUCAAGGUGAAAGUCAAAAGCAUUGGUGCUACUGUAGAUGCCAACAGACUACCAGCAAACACAAUGUUUGCAGGACUUCUACAACGAGGAUAAAGUGACAUAGUCCAGGACCCGAGGGAGGACAGUUUAGCGAUGGCGCUACAACACGCUACAGCAGGUCCGUUUGACAAGAAACACUUCUGUUACAGACACUUGUCUUACUUUGUUAAAGCGGUUAACCUGUCCAGCAGAAAGGUUACAGGGUCACCAAGAUCCCCAAGCGUCCCCCAUGGUUUAUGUUGACCCGGCUUUUUAGCUCUUGUCUGGUCUACCUCCGUUUUAAGCGCCCGUUAUUCCUCCAAAGACUGUUUUCUUUUUGACCGGUUUUUUGAUGACCGUUUUCUUGUUGACUGUUUUGGUGUUGACUGUUUUCUUGCUGACUGUUUUCUUGUUGACUGUUUUUUGUUGACUGUUUUGGUGUUGACUGUUUAUGGUUGACUGUUUUCUUGUUGACUGUUUAUGGUUGACUGUUUUCUUGUUGACUGUUUUUUUGCUGACUGUUUUCUUGUUGACUGUUUUGGUGUUGACUGUUUUCUUGCUGACUGUUUUCUUGUUGACUGUUUUUUGUUGACUGUUUUGGUGUUGACUGUUUAUGGUUGACUGUUUUCUUGUUGACUGAUUAUAGUUGACGUUUUCUUGCUGACUGUUUUCUUGUUGACUGUUUUUUGCUGACUGUUUUCUUGUUGACUGUUUUGGUGUUGACUGUUUAUGGUUGACUGUUUUCUUGUUGACUGUUUUCUUGUUGACUGAUUAUGGUUGACGUUUUCUUGUUGACUGUUUUCUUGCUGACUGUUUUCUUGUUGACUGAUUAUGGUUGACGUUUUCGUGGCCAAAGGAAGAUUCAGACAAUUUUCCGAACUUUCUGGUUGGUUUCUACUGUCCGAUAUUGUAGCACACUAACUUUGUUUGGGCUCCUGAACGACACGGGGGAGCAGCGUCUGCCUCACAACCAAUCAGGUUAGAGGAGGUGGAGAACGGCUUUGUUUACAGUCAGAAAGAGCGGACCGCUCAGAAAUGUUCAAAUGUUGACGACACAGACAGAAGAGAACACAGAGAUAUCGAUAUAUUACCAAAUAAUCAAUAACUAAAGAUUUUCUGUAAAUAAACCACAAAAUAAAGAUGUUUCUUUAACAGAUUCCUGCCGACUCCACCUUUAAAUCAACAUUUGAAAAACAUAAACGUGUUUAAAACAAACAGACGUUUCUCUGUAUCUGUAAUCUCUGGUCUGAAUACUCAGAAGAGUUGAAGGUCCUGCUGGGGGGAUUUGAACCUUUAACCCUUUAGUGAGUCACUGAAAUGACUAUAAAUAGGUUCAUUAUCAUUAACCUUACUUAACUUAAUUGGACCAGGAAGUCCUGCAGAGAUUGAAGUCUCUUGUUGGAGAGACCUGAGGAAGGUAUCAGCCGUAAAACGGUCUCCAUAAAUCAUCUUAAAUCUCCUUCAGAGGCGAGCACACAGUGGACUAAAAUCAGUGUUAUUACUCAGCGUGUUUGAGCUAAAGGGAGCUAAAUAUACCACCGCUCCGCUCUGAACCGUCUUUCCAGGAAGAAUGGGGUCUGGCUGCUCUGAGAAGACUUGAUCCAUCAGGGUCUGAAUGUGGAGGCAGAACCAGGCGGCUCAGAGAUGUUCAGCUGGUUUCACUGUCAGUGUCCUGUCUGUUUGUUGAUAUUUACUGAGGCUCUGUCAGUCUUUAGAAACAGACUCUGACUUUGACAAAGACACUGACUCUCUGAUUACUACACUGUGUUUCAUGAUCCGUAUGUUUUACUGUCUCUUUUGAAUUAUUUUCCGUUUCCAGUCUUUGGUUUGCUCCACGGUUGUUGACACGAUUGUGAGGCUGGUUGAGUUUUUGUGUUGGACAGAUCUCUGUAAAAACACUGUCAUCAUCUAGAUUUGUCUUCUGGUCUUCCUGACCUUUCCCCCUCAAUCCUGAGGGAUCUCUCCGCUCAUAUCGCUCUUAGAAUCUCUCAAACACUACAUUACCCAUAAGCCUUUGUCCAUUUUAGUAUGGGCUCCAUACAGAACUUUGAAAGGAAAGUUUUGGAUUAUAUCCUAUUGUAAAAUUAAUGCCCAGACUAAACUGGAUAAACUUUUUAUCCUCCACAGGCGAAAAUCUACUUCUCUUUUCCUGGAGAGCUGCUGAUGAGGAUGCUGAAGAUGCUCAUCCUUCCUCUCAUCACGUCCAGGUAGGUCCAUGCGCACAGCCAGAGAGACGUCACAGGAGACAAUCAGAAAGUCUGAGCGUCAAAUCUUGUCCCUGAUAGAGGAUUUCAGCUGCUCCACAGUUCAGGGUCUCCUUGGUCCUGUUUUUGGGGUCAUGAUGCUCUAAUAUCUCCAGGUUUAGGAGCAACAUCUGCUUCCAUCCAGACCAGGACUUUUUCAGGGAAGACGUUCAUAUGAUCCCAUGCUGUUGUCAGAAUGUGGUUUGGGAUCAUCUGAAGGUCUUCUCUGAAAAAGUCUUUGUCUGGAUGGAAGCAGAUGUUGCUCCUAAACCUGGAGAUCUUGUUUAACACUGAGGAUGCAGCAUCUAUGAUUUCCAGUUCUUCGUUGAAAGCACAACUGGACUUACUUGAGCUUUCUCUAGAGCAACGCCUCACGACAAAACGUGAAAGAGACACAAAGACCUCACAGAUAAACUCGGUCGGUCCUCAGGUCUGACUGUUGGAGAUUCAUGAUAAUGAGCGUCAGGUUCAGUUUUACUGAGUUUGAUGCUCUGCACUGUUAGCUCUGCACCUGGACCCCUGUAUGUAAACAUGAUUGACAGCUUCCCCGUGUGUCUGUGUGCAGUUUAAUGUCCGGUCUGUCAUCGAUGGAGUCCAAGGCGUGCUGUCGGAUGGGCGUCCUGACCGUCACUUACUACCUGUGGACCACCUUCAUCGCCGUGGUGGUCGGCAUCGUCCUCGUCAUCAUCAUCAAACCGGGCGUGGGGACGGAGAUGGACAGCAACCGGCUGGGAGGGGGGCCGGUCAUGACCUCAGCUGAUGCCCUGCUGGACCUCAUCAGGUGAGGGGGGUCAGAGGUCAGAUGGGAGGGGGGCAGGUACUAGAGGGCGGGACUGUUGAGCAGACAGCUGCUGUUUAUGCCGGUACCGUCCAAAGUGAGUUUGGAAACAUCAUCACAGUGGAUAUCGUCCAGUCGAAUGAGCUCUGAGGGGUGAACCGGGUCUGAAGGUCUGCUCGUAUUCUAACCUGUAUAACACCCAAUUUUCACCGCAUCCGGAACGGCGGCAAUUUUUGCAGUCCGCCAAUUCCUACCGAAUACGUUUGUGAAACAAAUUUCAUGGACCCGCAAAUUCCAGUGAUAAUGAGUGAUAACGACCAUGCGGUGAUUUCCACUCCAGAGUCCUGUCUGUUUUUAAUGCCCUGAGGUUCAGGACCAUCCAGUCUUGGUUUUGGUUUUGGUCCCUGUAAACCACAAGCUGUGAAUCAUCCAGGAAGAGUUUUCCUGAUUGAAGAACGUUUCAGACAAAUCUGAGACUCUCUGCAGGACAGUUUCAUCAUUUCCUCCUUCGACUGUCCGAAUCCUGUCAGGAAACACACCCACACAAACACACCCACACACAUGAAUCCAAUUAGAGUUGGGCUGAUCAGUGUAUUUUUAGUAAUCCCGUGGGGAUGAGUGACAGAUUAACCAAGUCAGCGUCGGAGAGGAGCAGUGAUCUCUGCUGCGGCACGUUGGCAGAGCGUGCUCACGAGCCACUCCACCACGGCAUCAUCCUGUUGACCUUCGACCCCAUGAAGGUCAGCUGAUCUGAAUGGCCUUCCCCUUCAGGUGUGUUUACUCUCCUGCUGCCUCACACCUCAGGUACAGAACACAGCAGCAUCAUUCAAAUACAUGGGUACUGUGUUUUUGAAAUCACAAAGGUCACGUCAGGUCAGGACAGAGAGGAGGGUCCCUCUGUAAUCUGGGUCUACAGGACCUUAUGUGUCCCCUUGCAUCUGUUCUUACUGGAUUCUCCAGCGUCCUCCCAGUCCAGGGCCGUGCUGAUGGUUAGAUGGUGAUUUCCAGUAGGUGUGUGUGACUGUCACAGGUGACCUGUCCAGGUGGUGCAAAGAGAGUGUUGAAGAAGAGCACAGAGCCUGAGGGACACCUGAUCACAGCUGCAGAGGAGCAGGUCUGAUCAGCUGUUCAUGGUGUGCACCAACCUGACAGAGCCGACUCACUGCUGGUUCAUAUGGUGGAGAAGGAAGGAUCCAGGAUGUGAUGGGGGUCGGACACAGGUGAUAGGGUGUGGAGGUUCCCGGGGUCGAGCAGCAGCAGCAGGAUGAUUGGUUGAUGAAGAGGUCACAGCAAAGCCUGCUUGGUGAAUACUGGAGAGCAGGGGUGGGCAACCAUGUACCAUGGAGGGCAGAGGAGCUGCAGGUUCUGUCCAACCCAAAACUCCAGCAGGUGAUUUCACUGAUGACCUCCAAGCAGAGAGCAGGGACUAAUCAGUGAAAUCACCUGGUUGGACAGAACCUGCAGCUUCUCGGCUCUCCAUGGCACAUGGUUGCCCACCCCUGCUGUAGAGUAAACAAUCAGAACCAUGUGAGAAGAAAAGCAGAGGGUGGAUGAGGUGAUGAAGAGAUGCUCCAUGAAGGAGGAAGGACAGUGUUCCUGCUUGAGCUUCUGCUGAUCAUUCAUGAUCACGUGCUCUCCGCUCUGUUUGUCUAAAGCAGACUCUGAUCCUUUGGCAUCCUCCCCCUCUUUCACUGGCUGUUGUGGUCAGGUGCUGAAAUCACUGCUGCUCUCAUUACCCUUCUCACCUGUUCUCAAACAUACCAGGCUGUAAACAACUGAUCUUCAUCAUCUGUCUAAUCUGGAUUAAUCAUCUUUGCUCAGUUCAAUCCCAGUGAAUUGUUCCAGUUUGAGUUUGGAGACUAAACGUUAUCCAAGUCUUUGUGUCCUGGAAGUGGAUCCAGAAAGUUUUGGUUAAUGUGUUUGUGAUUGAAAAGUUUCACAGCUGAAUCGAUCAUGUGACAUAUCUGUUACAACAUAAGAACGUGAGUCUUUGUUUGUCCACAGGAACAUGGUUCCCUCAAACCUGAUCGAGGCCACAUUUCAGCAGGUAACACCAAAACCACUUCAUGAGAAAAGAGACAAAGUUUGACUGAACCUCUCAAACUAAACCUGACCAUGUUCCUUCAGUACAAAACGGACCUCAUCCCCAUCCUCAAAGUCCCGGCCAGAACCAUCCAGCCAAACUUCGUCUACGUCAUCCCCGAUGACAGCGACCCCAAAGGCCGGACGGUGUACCUGGAGCUGACCCCUCCACCGGAGAUCGUGUACAAGACGAGUCCGGGGACCAGCCAGCAGAUGAACGUGCUUGGCAUCGUCAUCUUCUCCGCCACCAUGGGUGAGCACGCUGGUUAAAAGCAGGUCUUUUAUUUUGAAAGGGUGGCAGGAGGGACAAGGAUCUGGGGCCACAGAGUUUCCUCUGAGUAGGACACCGGACCCUCACUGACAUGACGUCAUGAAGUUUUUAUUUCUUUAUCUUAUUUUGAAAAGUUUUUAUCAACUUUGUUUGCAGUGAAAAUAAAAUGAUGUUAUUUUGUUUUCUUUCAGGCUUGUUGUUGGGCAGGAUGGGAGAGCGAGGAGCUCCUCUGGUCAACGUCUGUCAGUGCAUCAACGAGUGCGUGAUGAAGAUCAUCAACGCUGCUGUGUGGUGAGGGAAAUCCACAACUCUGAGAGCACAAACACACAGUACACAAAAGACACACACAGUACACACUCUCUCUCUUGUUCCAUCUGUUGGUUGACUUCUGUUCAGAGCUGCUGUAGAUCUUUGCUCCUCUCUCUUCUUCAUGUUCGUCUGCAGUGAGCGCACUCUCUCUGUCUGUUGAAGAUUGUUGGUUCGAAUCCCCGCUCAGACAGAGUUCUGUCUUUGUGGUGUUUUUCUGUUUUCCUUCAUGGAUGUCCGUCACAUACUUUCAGUCCAAAGUCAUACCUGUUGGGUCGAUCACUGACUCUGAACCUUUGUUAGUGUCCGUCUGUCUGUUAACUCAGAGGUCAGCAGGUCACAUGUCAAGGUGAAUUGACCCAUGAUAGAUAGAUGGACCAUUAGGAGCAGAUCUGAGCACAUGGAUCUGGACUGUAGAGGAGAUGUUCAUGGUGCAGGCUGCAGUAUGAGACAUGGAUUAGUGUCUCCAGGAGGUCUGACAUGUUCCCCAUCACUGAGGAGUCUAUGAAUGAGGGGCGAUAUCGUGGUCUGAUCUAUCAGUCAUCUUCACUGGGUCUGAUCUGAGAGUCCUUACAUGCAGACCAGAGACCAGAGACCUGGACUGGUUUAAGAGAGCUCUGGUGAGGUCUAUUUGACUGGAUCUGGUGCUCAGAGGCUGUUAACCAACAUCAGGGACUGAGACUCCAGGAGCUGAUCUGGUCUGUCUGUGGAUCUGUGGAUUUCUGGAUUAUUGUUUCUUUUUAUUGAGGCUUCAGUUUGACACCUGAACAACAUCCUGCUCAUUAAACCCCUGCCUGGUGGCCCUGCAGGUGGUCCCUGUGGUCCCGGUUCAUCGGUCUGUAUCUGUGCUGUAAUGUUCUCACUGUUGCUGAUCUGUGGAGUUAGCCUUCCUCUGGCUCACAGGAGGAUUUUGUGAAUCUGACCUGAUGACCUGUCAGCUGAUCAGGUGGUGCAAACGUGCUCACAGUGACAUCGUGGUGCAGCACCUGAGCAGAUUAAACACAACAGAUGGGUCCAGAGAGACCUGAACGCUGACAGGAUACAGAGUGUUAAACAUGUUUCUACCAAAACUACAGAUCUGAAAAUACUCAGAGUCCAACAAAACCAGUCCGGUACUGGAGCAGAGAAGUGUUACCCCCAAUUUUCACUGCAUACGGAAUGUCUCCCAUCCAGAUCCGUUUGUGAGGUGAAUUUCAUGGCGAAUUACUACCAGCAGGAAUCACGAGAACUCACAAGAAUCAGUGACAUCAGUCGUUAGCGAAUCACAUAAAGGCUCGGAGAGAUCUCGUUUUGAAUAGUCAAAUCUAUUUUCUAGGGUUAUGAUGUUCUUGGUUUAAAACUUUGCAUAGCUUUGGACACCAAACUCUGUAACUUUGUAUUUUCUGUUGAAGAACAGUACCUCAUCAGUUCACCGUCCUGUUCUCCGUUUCAGGUACUUUCCGUUCGGGAUCAUCUUCCUGGUGGCCGGGAAGAUCCUGGACAUGCAGGACCCGAGCACGCUGGGGAAGAAGUUGGGCUGGUACGGCAUCACUGUGCUCUCUGGCCUCUUUGUCCACGGGCUCAUCCUCCUCCCUCUUUUCUACUUCAUCCUCACCAAGAAGAACCCCUUCUCUUACAUUCGCGGGUUGCUGCAGGCCAUGGUGAUCGCCCUGGCCACCUCCUCCAGGUCAGACUCCACAGCAGUCCUGGUUCAACCUGCUGAUCUGUCUGUGGGUGCAGGUUUUUAACGAGGUUUCAAUGCUCUCUUCUCAGCUCUGCCACGCUUCCCAUCACCAUGAAGUGUCUGCUGGAAAACUGCAACGUUGACCGACAGAUCGCCCGAUUUGUCUUGCCUGUUGGCGCCACCAUCAACAUGGAUGGCACGGCGCUGUACGAAGCGGUGGCAGCCAUCUUUAUUGCUCAGGUUAAUGACUAUGAGCUUGACUUUGGCCAGUUGGUCACCAUCAGGUAAUCCAAACUUCCUCUGAGACAUAUCUAACCUUGAUCAGAGACUGUGUUCCUGCUGUCUGAUGAUCUCGUGUUUCGCUCAGUCUGGGCUGUUUUCAUUGGUCGCUCAGACACCAUGAACCUUUCAGACUGAGAACUGCUCUGUUUGACUUCCUCCUGUGUUUGUUUGCUUGUCUGUCCUGCAGCAUCACAGCUACAGCUGCUAGCAUCGGUGCAGCAGGGAUCCCACAGGCUGGUCUGGUUACCAUGGUGAUUGUGUUAACAUCAGUAGGGCUUCCUCCGGACGACAUCACACUCAUUGUUGCCAUCGACUGGAUCCUGUAAGUCUGCUCUCUGCAGAAGGAACUUCAGUAUUAGAAGUAAAGACAGUUUCUCACCCCCAAUUUUCACAGCAUCCGGAACGACUCCAAUCUGGAACAACGGCGAUUUUCACCAUCCGCCAAUUCUUACGGCGGAUUACAGACAGCGGUAAUCGCAAGAAUUCACAAGAACCUGCAGAUUCACGUUCAAUCGCACGAUGACGAGUCGUCUCUAUAAAGACAGACACAUAGACAUAUAAGCAGUAGAUCGUGUCCUUCCAGAGGAGGAAAUCUACUUCUAGACUUCUAGAAUCAGCAUCUCCUCAUCCAUGGUGUCAUCGGGGUGAAAUGACGUCUAAAAACCUUUCACUUGUUCGUCUCCGCCCGUUUGCAUGGUGUGAAAUACGAUCCUCCUGAAACACGGAGUGUUUUAUUUUGAAAAGAAGACGGAUGUUUUAUUUUGUGUCUGUGCCCGACUUCCUUUCCAGCACGGGUUAAUCUGUGCUGAAUUUAUCCGCCAUGCUCCGGCGUCCAGAAAAACUAGAACUCUUGUGAUCAGCUGAGGAGUCCGGCGAUCCGCAGAGGAACGGAAAGAAGUCGGUGUAAAUUGACACGUUAACUUGAAUGGUUACGAUCAGCUACGAUCGGAGGAUACGACCUUUUAGGAGACGGUCAGGAUGAAGGUGGAAGUUGGGGUUGACUCUGUCCUGGCUGAGAAGAACAGAAACCAGCUGCUCACUGUUUGUUUGGCCGUUUGCACUGAAGCCCAAAAAUUUAAAAUACUCAACAGUUCCAGUACAAACAAUAUACAACAAACAACCUGGUGUGUCGAGUGUUGACAAAGUGUCUCAAAGCUGUACAGAGUCUUAUAUCCAGAGUCUGAGUUUCUCUUUAUCGCUUCUGUCUCUGCAGGGACCGGUUCAGGACCAUGAUCAACGUCCUUGGCGAUGCUCUGGCGGCGGGAAUCAUCGCCCAUCUUUGUCGCAAAGAUUUUCCCCUCAGUGAAUCAGGAAAGGUAAAAUCAAAAUACGCCAUGCACCCACCCAUCGAACUCUGGCUACUGCUUUUCCCUCUUUUAGAGGUCAAGGGGUCUCCUCUCAAGGGGAGAGAGACACUCACUCGUCCCAGUAAACCCAGUUCAACAGUAUUAUCAGGAUGACUCCCACUGCCCUCGUGUUUUGUUAUCCUCUCUGAAGGAUGGCUUAAAUCCUUAAAUCCUGUUCUGGUCUGGACCAAGUACCUUCUCCAAACUAAACACAGAGGAAACAGAAGAGAGAGUAUUUUUUCUGUGGACUGUUGAACUCUUUCUUCGAGAACCACUCCACGUUAAAACUGUGGUUUAUCUCAUCGGCAGCUUGAGUAAUAGUGAUAUUCUGUGGCUGGUGGGGUCCAGGUUUCAAACCUGUGUUCCAGUUUAAAAUCCCCCUCGUUCAUCUUUAAAGUUAGCCAGCACAACACAAAUAUCUGUAUCUUGUCAAGAAAAGGUUAGCUAACUUCUAGCAGUUUAGCGGCUUGAAUGACAGCAGCCAAUCACAGAAACCGCUUUGAAUUAUCAGCCAAUCAAGUCUUAAAAAUCAUAUGAUGGCAGGUGCAAUUUUUUCGUCGGCACACACAAUUUAGCGCUGCUCAGUAGAUCAGGCCAUAUGAAAUUUUUGGGAGCCAAUGACGUGGGAAGUGAGCCGGCGCACUUGUGACACUGAGGUAGAGGGAUUUAAAGUUUGUACAUAAAAGAGCAAAGUUUACCAGAGUCUAAUUCCUUGUAUGUGUCAUAAAUCUGACUCUGAUCACUUCUGUUAGGAAACAUCAACCUAAACCUAAGCAGAAGUUGUUACUUCAUUCACACCUGUCAGGUUGGAUUAGAUUAUGGCAGUCCUUCAAGUUGGACCAACAGCCAGAACAGAUUAACUCUGACCCAUGUUGAUCCUGUGUUGAUCCACUCUCUCUCCCUGAUUCUUGUUUCUAGGCAGACGAGUCCUUUAAUAACCGAGACAGAAACAUCUGUUUAUUUAUCAGAGUUAGAUUUAAAACUUCUUUCACGGUUCAGUUUUAACUUCGUUUGAGACACCUGAGACUGAGGUAUGUUUCUGUUUGUUGUUGUUUUUUGCAGCAUGUCCCAUCCUACGGUACCCAGAACCCCCAUGCCCACAACAACUCCCACAGCGUGGACGUGCCAAUGACGGAGCUCCACACACACAAUAACAGCAUGUAUGAGGAACGGCAUGCACAUACAGUCUACUACAACAUCUGUCAGGUGUGAUUGGACCAGACCCGUCAGCUUGUCUGAAGACAUAUCUGAGCCUGUGACCUCCUGGUCAGAGCUCACUGUGCCACCUGAACCUGGGUGUUCAGAAGAGAUGGACUUUGUGGUCACAAAGCAUGACCAUGUCCUGUAAGAGGAGGAAACUGUGCAGCAGCGGCUUUCAGCUUCAAACCGGAGACUCAGGAGUUUGACCAGAGGGAACGAUGUAUCCAAGCAGCACGACAAACUCGCCAUCAAAGCUGGUGAGCUGGCUAGCCUGGUUUCCAAGAGUGAAGAUUGUUGCCACAUAACAACCAGAGAAAACAAGCAAUGUUGCUGAUUGCCGUUGAACAGCAAACAAGACAAAGAUCUGCAAGUGAGGAAUAUGGGUACACAACGCCUUCCUGGAGCAGGUACAUCCUUUGGUCAGAUUGUUGCACCUGGAAGAUCGAGAAACCUCUGUUAUUGCCAACUAUUCCUUCCACAAGAGGGAGUUUUGAGUGACUUGACUGAACAUCAUGUGUUUUGUGACUUUGAAAAUGUUCAUAAAUCCAGCGUCUAGUUGGCCAAAGUUCAGUUUUGUUCAACUACAUGGAGAACUGGGGGCUACAGCUAUCACUGAGGGCAUUCAUCAAC